Messenger RNA from Sinocyclocheilus rhinocerous, 2327 nucleotides. Its product is annotated as protein FAM83C-like. Bases 193 to 1941 code for a protein of 582 amino acids. Lineage: Eukaryota; Metazoa; Chordata; Actinopteri; Cypriniformes; Cyprinidae. Gene Ontology annotation, biological process: signal transduction. Gene Ontology annotation, molecular function: protein kinase binding. The record is from RefSeq and is a predicted model, not a curated record. The transcript is spliced from 4 exons.
GCAGGUGGAGCGCAGCUUUGAGUUUCCCAGCAGCUCACAACAAUACUCGGAGAGGCCUCUGGGAAUAACGCACUCCAACUACCAUGACACACAACAAGGUCAGCUUUGGAAUACACCUGCUUUAAUAACCGAAUGCUUGCUUGAGCUUUUGUAAAACUUUGAAGAUUACUUGGACAGACGUCAGUCGUGGAAAUGAUCAGUUCAGAGGUUUUGCGUCCGACGCCGAACCCUGCGCGUAAAGCGCUCGGAAAGCUCGCCAACAGGCUGGAGGAGGUGAAGAACCCCUGGAGACAAGGAUCAACGCUCGAGCUCAGCCACAAUGAAACCGCUCGGCUCGCCACCGACGCGCUCCUGGAGCACGGAGAGAAUGAGUAUAAAAAGGUCUUGCAUGACGAAAGAGAAGUGAACUUUCUUUCCUCGCUGGAAAUACGCUAUAUCACCGAGAAUGUGGCCAAAAGUGGCGUUGAGGAUAGCAGUACUAAUGGAGUGGACGUAGAGGAAGGGGACACGGUGUCCGAGCUCACUUCAGGGACUUAUUUCCCCAUGAUGUCCGACGAGGAGCCGCCACUGUUGGAGCUGGGCUGGCCAGAGGCUUCCAACCGAUUUGGACCCACAGAAGCGCAGAUACACUUCCAGAGAGACAAGUCGAAAAAUGUCAAAGAUCUCAUUCGAUCUCUUAUUAGUAAAGCCAAGAAGGUUAUCGCUAUAGUCAUGGAUAUUUUUACAGACGUCGACUUGUUCUGUGAUCUAAUGGAGGCAUCCAACAAGCGCCGGGUUCCAGUGUAUGUUCUACUGGACGAGAAGAAUCUGAGCUAUUUUUUGAACAUGUGCUCAGAACUGGACGUCCAGAAUUCACACUUGAGUAAUAUGCGGAUAAGAAGUGUGUGUGGAGACACAUAUUGCACCAAAAGUGGGAAAAAAUUCACAGGUCAGGUUCAAGAAAAAUUCAUGAUCAUUGACUGUGAGGAAGUCAUAGCUGGAUCAUAUAGUUUUACAUGGCUUUCAGGCAUGGUUCACAGCAACAUGCUAAUGCACUUCUCCGGCCACGUUACAGACUGCUUUGAUCGCGAGUUCCGCUGCAUGUAUGCAGAUUCCCAAAUAAUAGACCGUUUCUACAAUCCAGAUGAAGAAGGGCUGCCCAGUUACUCUUACCACAUGCCGGUACCAAACUUGGGCUUGGACUUUCUUGCAGACUACGGCAGCAGGGAGCGAGUGUAUUCGGAGCACUCCAGUAGCCAAUCCAGUGGCAGCGUUUCCAGCAUCAAAGCAGCUCCUCCAGGCAUGAGACCUAUUAAAGUCACGGCAGACAAGAAGAACCCCGAAAACUCUCAAAAGCCUCCUGACAGGAAGGGCGUCACGAGUCCAGUGCUUCAGAAACCCUCAGGAUCUCACAUCAGAAGAGGUUCUCCGAAUGGGAGUCAGGCGGUCGAGCGAACUUCCUUAGGUCAAUCCGCUGGUGUGGAAUGGUCCAAAAUAGGAGCGACGGAUUACCUACGCUCAAACAUUCCCGGACAGACAUCCAAAAUCCAGACUUUAGGUCUCUACAGUUCUCCAAAACCUCCAUCACCAACUCAACAGUCUCCAUCCGACAACAAGGUCACCUCCAAAUAUCGACUUCCCACCCCGUUCAUUAGUAAGUUCACUGAUCUGUUCAGCUCAAAAGAAAAGGACUCCCACUUGUUCCAGAAGAUUCCUACUCAUUCCUCUCUGUUUGGCGGGCCAGAUCUUUCUCAGAACGAACCGGAGAGUAAGCAAGGUCCUCCUCCACCAGGACCCAUGCUGUCGGACAGGAUGGGCCCGGAGAAAGGGAUACAUCGGCGGGACGAGAAACGCAUGACGUUGGGUCACAGCAAGUUGGACCUUGUCAACCAGUACAACAAGUUAAACAAAUCCAAACAGGUAUACAGUCGCUUUGAGCUAAAGAACAACAUACCUCAGUAAUGCUGGGCCGGACUGAGCAUUCUUUCUGGUCGACUCUUGUACAUAGCUGUUAUUGUGACUGUGCAAAGGGAUGACGGUUUUCGUGGAGUGCGAUUAUUGCUCUUUUUUUUUUCUACACGAGACAAAAAAUCAACCAAGGUUGAGAGGCGAGGAGUGUUUUUUGUGCAUUUGUCUUCGUAAUAAAAAUGAAAUGCUAAGUACUAAUUCUGCCUGCAAGUUCUUUAGGAAAUCAUAUUUAUGACAUGAUGUGUUCAAGUGAUUUUGUUUGAGAUGCGUUUUUUAAAAACGAGAAGCAAUGUGCUAGUGCAACAGCAUAAAGAGUAAAUUAUUUACUUAUUUACAUUUAAAACAUGUAUUAAUUAUACAUUUAUGUUAUUCAUAAUAUA